Chara braunii is the source of this 3170-nucleotide messenger RNA. The record is from the annotation of a GenBank genome assembly. NCBI's taxonomy places the organism in Eukaryota, Viridiplantae, Streptophyta, Charophyceae, Charales, Characeae.
GAUGGAAAGGAGAGGUUGGAAUUGCGCCGUACUCACACCUGGGCUUUCCGGGAGGUAUCUGAACGCAAACACGGCCAGAUUCUGUCCGAAGAGUGCCAGUGUGAAUGUGCCCUCUGAGUGAUUUUCCAGAGGAAAAGAACGCCAUCGGGUUUUGGAAUUGGCACCACGUUUUCAGGUCGGGAUGAGGCAAUGGGAUUUGAGGCUUCAACGGUCGGGAUCGGUGGUAAAGGUCUGAAGCUCCGACGGUCUGACUGACAAGGCGCAGAUUUGUGUUGAAGUCUCAGCAAAAGCUUUUGACUCUGAAGGGGGGGGAAAACAAAAGAGAAAAAACAAAAACUUUGGCUCUGAAGGGGGAGGAAAAAAAAACCCUCCGGACUUGACAGAGUGGCCAGCUCAACGGCAGAACAACAGCGAGUCGUCCUUGAGGAUGAACAGAAACUGCUCUGAGAGUUCUGUGUGCGUGUGUGUGUGUGUGUGUGUGUGUGUGUAUAUGUGUAUGUGGAGGGGGUAGGGGUGGUGGGGAAACGUGAUUUGAUUUGAUUUGAUUGAUUGAUUGGUUCCUUGUCGGGAUAGUAUAGCAGGGAGAAGGUGGAGGUGGAGUGACCACUGGCUUUUGACGAAGGCGAAAGUCCGACUCACUCGACGACCAAGGAGCAAGUUCUUUCUUUGAGACCUCUUGAAAAUGUUUUGCCCGAAUUGUUCGCCCGCUUUGCACACAAGCAAUGGCGUCGUCGAUAAGGCAUUCUCAAGGAGUGGGAUCUUCGGAGACCGAUUACGUAUUGGAGCGUCUGAAACGUUGGUUUCAGAUGGCCCGGUCCUGAGAUUGUCUGCGAGACCUGUAUAUGGUGCUGCUUCUCGAAGUUCGAGGAGAAUGGAUUGUGUGGGGAAGAAAAUGCUUGUUGCGAUGGCAGGAGGCUAUAAUACUACUGGUGCUUUUCCUGAAGGAGUCCAGGAGUCGUCAAGGGGAAGGCAUGUGCCAACUCUCCGUUCCAAAGGGACUGCUCCAGUUGGUGCCACGCUGAAGGUUUCCGAGCCCGUGCACAGUUCCAAUGAUCGACAAGGUGAUGAUCCGUCAUUGCCACAGCUGAAGCCAGCAAAAUCACAAGACAUGCCAGGCAAGAGGAGGAGGAAGAAGCGUCUCUCAGACUAUGGUCUGAUGAACCGGAUUGAAGUCAAUGACGAGGAUCGCGUGGGCCGUGUUGUAUGGAAGCUCCUCGUGAAGAUGCAGAAUGCAAAAAGUAAGGAGGAGCUGGAGGAGUGUCUGGAGGACCACUGUGGGAACGAUCGCGCAAAGAAAGAGGACGUCCUUCGUGCCUGCAGGGAGUUGAGAAACAGUUACGAUUGGCAGCGCGUCGCCCAGACAUUUUACUGGAUGUUGCGCUACCCUGUGUUCAAGCCCGAUGUCGACACAUUCAAUCUUCUGAUGGAUGUAUGCUGCAAGCUGAAUAAGUAUGGCGAAGCAGAGGCGGUUUUCCGUUCAAUGGAUGAAGUCAUGUGCAUGCCCAACGUGACCACAUACAAUGUGAUGAUGAACGUUUAUCGAAAAUCGGGCGAGACAAAAAAGGCAGAGCUGUUGUUCACGAGGUUGAAGGCCGCGGGUUACAGACCGGGUCUGGUGACGUACAAUACGAUCAUAGACAUGUUUGGAAAAGCAGGCCUUGUUUCGAAAGCCGAAGAAGUGUUUGAAGAGAUGAUCGAGAGGCGUUGUUUUCCUGUCGAACGCACGUAUAUCUCCUUGAUUAACAUGUACGGAAGGGCGCAGAUGGCCGACAAGGCGGAGAAAAUGUUCAGGGAGAUGAAGGGGGCACUGAGGACGGCAGACUUACGGGCGUACACGGCGUUGAUUAGCGCGUUUGGACGGAACGGAUUAAUUGAAAAGGCAGAAGCAGCAUACGAUGAGAUGACCAGAGAUGGCGUGAACCUUACACCCGAUGUUUACUGCUUGAAUGCGCUGAUGGACGCGUAUUGCAAGGGCGGAAGACCUGCUGCAGCCGAGGGGGUUUUCACAGAGAUGCAAGCAAGAGGUCUUCAACCCGACGAAGCAACCUACAAUAUUUUGAUCGAUGCGUACGGUCGACAAGGACUUUGUGAAGAUGCGGAGGCGGUGCUUGAAAAAAUGGUGGCAGAGGGUCUUAGACCAGGUCUAACUUCGUACACGGUGUUGCUGACCGGGCUAGCGAAAGCGGGCCGGAUCGACGAUACCGAGAGGAUUUUCAAAGAGUUGCAGCGCCAUGGUCUUCAACCUGAUACCUAUCUCUAUAACUCCCUCUUGACGGCCUACGGAACAUCUCAGCAGUACGACAAAAUGCUAUCUCUGGAGGCAAGGAUGAGGGCUGAAAUCGGCUCCGGACAGCCGCAUGUGCGGCUUGACGUCUCAACAUAUAACACCUUGAUUCAUGUGAACUGUGAACUGGGGUUGACAGAACGAGCGGAGGAACUGUUUGCGGAGGUCAGCGAUGUUGGAUUGACACCGGAUUCCACGACGUGGACGGCGCUGAUUGGCGGAUAUGCGAAGAAGAAACUUCUCCGGAAGUGCUUGCAAUUGUUCAAGAAAAUGGUUGCUGCUGGGUGCACACCUGAUCGCGCAACGUCACGGGUGCUGCUGUCGGCGUGCAGAAGCCCUGAGCAAGUAGAGGAGGUCACUAAACAGUUUGCUACAGCUUCGUCUGUGCUCCAAUCAGAGUGAGUUAGCGAUGAGAGUGAGUUAGGGGGAAAAAAAAAGAGUGAGUUACACUUGGCUUGGGAGAAGGAAGAAAGGAGGGAAGAAGGAGAAAGGAAGAGGAGGGGAGGAGGAGGGGAAAGAGAAAAGAUGUAUUUUUUUGCCAAUAUAAUAUAAUAUUCUGUAUCCUACACAAGUCAUUAUAUUGCAAUUUUCAUCUUCAAAAUUCUUGAAAUGCGGGAUCAUCUUGAAACGUCCUCUUCCAGUUUACUCAGAUCUUGCUUCCAGUUUGUGUGUCAAGUUUGUGAAUUUUGUGCCUCAUCGUCAAACAGAGUAUAUAUAUAUCAGGUACCUUGAGGGCAGUGGUUGGUGCCCACCUCAGGGUAUCAGUUGUCGGGAAGUCGGUGAUGCUUAAUGAGAGAAGGUUAACGGAGACCAUAAUUUUCAGACCACUUGCCAUGUCAUUUAUAAGAAAACCGAAGGGUCAUUUUAAUCAAACUUGCAACCAAUU